AUGAGCUUCGGAUAUGGUGUCGGGGACUUCCUCGCUGUAGUGAAACUCGCCAAGGCCAUCAGGGUGCGCUUUGUUAGUGCACCAGACCAAUUCAGACAUAUUUCAGAAGCUUCAAAGACCUUGUGCAAUGUCCUCCGCGAUAUCAAAGACAUCUACGAGCAAGCGGAGCUUGAUUCCCAGCAGGAGAAACACCUAGACGAAAUCUCUCGCUCUUGCCGUAGUGGACUUAAUGAACUACUCAGCAAAUUAGACAAAUACCAGGAGUUGGACCCUGGCACUAACAGCCUAGGGGGCACCUGUCGUCGCGUCUGGAAAAGACUCAAAUGGGACCAAGCUGAGAUGGCUGAGAUUUGUCAGAGGAUACAGUCCAAUGUUCAAAUCUUUAAUCUCUUCAGUACUAGUCUGACUAGUCAAGUAGCCUUUACUACAAACGAGCUCGUUCACCGAGUUAACAACACCAUGGAAGACAAAGCUCAGCAUAAACUCCUUGAAUGGCUUACGACCGUCAACUAUGCAACUCAGCAAGGUGAAUAUUUCAAACGUCGGCAAGAGGGUACCGGUAAGUGGCUACUAGGCACGGACAAGUUUCAGCAGUGGAUUAACAACGAAAAUAAAAAUAUCCUGUGCACGGGCAUACCUGGAGCUGGAAAGACAAUGCUUACUGCUAUUGUCAUCAAACAUCUUGAAGAGAAGUGUGAACACGACCGAAGUGUUGGUCUCGCCUACAUAUACUGCAACUUUCGGCGCCACCAUGAGCAGAGUGUGGACAAUAUACUUGCGAGUCUGAUAAAGCAAUUGUGUCAAAGAAUGUCGUCCCUUCCCGGGGAUAUAAAGACCCUAUAUGCGCAACACAAGAAACUUCAGACACGGCCGGAACUCGACGAACUUUUCGAGAGCCUAUCCGUUCUGCUUGGUCACUUCUCGAGGAUCUUCAUAGUGGUGGACGCCCUUGAUGAAUAUUCAUCUAGGGAUGAAGCGCUACGCAGGCUGUUAUCCGAGUUAUUUCGUCUGCAGAGCAACAGCACAGUUAGCAUAUUCGCUACGUCACGGCAUAGCCCGGUCAUCCAGUCGGCAUUCGAUGGUUGCUUACAGCAAGAAAUUUCUGCUGCCGCUGAAGAUGUAGAGGCAUAUCUGCGAGAUCACAUGUCCGAUCUGUCAAGGGUCGUGCUAGGAAACAAUAAGCUACAGGACGAAAUAGUUGAAGCAAUUAUAAAAACAGUGGAUGGAAUGUUUCUUCUUGCCCAACUCCACCUUGACUCAUUGAGAGGAAAGCUCUCGGUAACGGCGGUUAAGAAAACACUAGAGAAACUGCCAACUGGAACUGACGCGUACGAUGUUGCAUAUGAAGAAGCCUUGGAGCGGAUUAAUGGGAAGACGGCGGGAGAAAGAGAGUUGGCAUUUCAGAUUCUUGCAUGGAUCACCUGCGCUCGGGUGCCGCUGAAGAUAGAACAGCUUCAAUAUGGCCUUGCAGUCGAGCCCGACGAGGCAGAGUUUGAUCCUGAUAAUCUUCCUGACGCGCAAGACAUGGUCGCUGUUUGUGCUGGCUUGGUAACUAUAGACGAAAAUUGUCGUAUCAUUCGCUUAGUCCAUCAUACCGCACAGGAGUAUCUCGAGAGAUCCCAGACAAAGUGGUUUCCCCGAGCGCACUAUGACAUGGCAAGAGCCUGCAUGGCAUACUUGCUGCAUUCCCUUGCCCUUGCAGAACCCGGAUUGGUACACAGCCUUCUCCGAGACAAGAAGAAGGUCUGGAAUUGUGCUCAAGCCUUAAUGACGUCACGGGGCGAGAUAGAUGUUAUUGAACGGCACGAGCAGAUGCCAGAAACGGUGACAGAAGCUCACUUGGUUGCAUAUCUUGGGCCAGAAAGUGCGCUGAGGGAGCUGAUAAAAGCCGGAUAUCCCUAUGAUGCUCUUGAUGCUGCCAACAGAUCUCCACUAUUUUGGGCAGCAGAGAAUGGCCAGGAGGGGGCAGCCAGAUCUUUGAUCGAACAAGGACUCGUUCCAGAUCAACAAGACCAGUGGGGAUUUACUCCCCUUGCGCUAGCAGCAAAAUAUGGCCAUUUCGAGGUUGUGAAGUUACUCUUGGACAAUGGAGCCAGUCCAGAUUUAAGGAGCAACGAUGGCCGAACCCCUUUGAUGCUUUGUUGUGACAAAGGCCAUAACUAUGGCAGCGCUUGCAAUAAAUAUCGAAUUGGUGAACUUGAAUGUCACGAUAGGGUAGUCGCACUUUUGCUCGAGGCAAAUUGUGACCCUAAUAUAAGAGAUGAAUAUGGCUUGUCCGCGCCCAACUACGCCUUUGCUAGAGGACGCAUGCGACUUCUUAAACUAAUAAAACUAUACUCGGAUGAUUCUCUUAUCAAGGAUAAUGCAGGUCAUACACCGCUAUUCAACGCAGCCAAAUAUUGGGGUGCGGUUGUUGUUCUAACGUUGCUCACCCAUGGGUUCUAUCCGAACCACAUGAAUGAUUCCGGCGUGACUUCGUUGUUGUUCGCUUCUUCCCACAAGCUUUAUGAUGUUGUUAGGGCACUAUUAGACAAUGGGGCUUACCAUGGCGCUGAUUCUAACCUCGCUGAUCAACAAUUUGGUCGACCUCCUUUGGUAUGGGCAGCGCAGAGAGAUCUUGCUUCGAUGAUGGAAGCAUUGUUGCGCAGAGGGGUUACGCAGACAGCCAGGACCGUAACGGUUAGACGGCUCUGUGGUUUGCGACUUCUGCACGACCAAAUCGCGCUACUUCUCUCGAGUUUUAUAAUGGAGACCAACGUGGCCAUCAAGGAAUCUGUCUGCACCUCAAAUCAGCCAGAGAACGCUCCUCUCAUUCCUUCUCGCGCAACAGAACCGCAAGAAACGGGAAAGCCACCUGUCAAAUUGUAGCAUCAUUUCACAUAUCUGUGAGGAUGCCCUAAAUCAUCGGUGC
This is a messenger RNA of Aspergillus vadensis CBS 113365, 2911 nucleotides long. RefSeq lists its product as uncharacterized. Bases 1 to 2868 code for a protein of 955 amino acids. Lineage: Eukaryota; Fungi; Ascomycota; Eurotiomycetes; Eurotiales; Aspergillaceae. Gene Ontology annotation, molecular function: protein binding. The record is from RefSeq and is a predicted model, not a curated record. The transcript is spliced from 7 exons.